AAUAAAAUCAUGCCCUUCCUCUACUCACAUCACAAGUCAAUGCAUUAACCAAUUGCUACUGUAGAUAUGGAACUUCCACAAAUUAAACAUGUCCACAAACCUCUCUCAGCACUUUUCUUUUUCUUACUUGCAAAUUUGUGUUCCUCUUUCCCUCCAGAACCUCAAGGCAAUAGACAAUGGCACAUGACUUCAGAUGUUAAUGAAGUAGCAGGAAAAUCCUAUGACUACAUUGUAGUUGGUGGAGGCACAUGUGGUUGUCCAUUAGCUGCUACCUUAUCAGAGAAAUUCUCUGUGCUACUGAUAGAAAGAGGUGGCUCACCAUAUGGAAAUCCAUUGGUGAUAGAUAAGAGACAUUAUGGUUUACCUUUACUUCUGACAGAUAAACACAAGUCAGUGGCACAAAGCUUCACCUCACAGGAUGGGGUUGGGAAUGUCAGAGGAAGAGUUCUUGGUGGAUCAUCAGCUAUAAAUGGAGGCCUUUAUAGUAGAGCAAGUGAGGAAUUUGUGAACAAAGCUGGUUGGGACAAGAAACUAGUUAAAGAAGCUUAUGAAUGGGUGGAAUCAAAGGUUGUUUUUCCCCCAUUUUUCCUCACCCCAUGGCAGUCUGUUGCUGAAUUCAGCCUUCUUGAAACAGGAAUUUUACCAUACAAUGGAUUCAGCUUGGAACAUGUCAAGGGAACAAAGAUUUCUGGGAGUAUUUUUGAUGAAUUUGGAAAGAGACACACUGCAGCUGAUAUACUAGAGGCUGGGAACCCAAAGAACCUCACAGUCCUCCUAAAUGCCACAGUAAAGAGUAUCAUCUUUCACCACAAUGGUGACAAGAAUGAAACCAAGGCUAAGGGUAUCAGAUUCAUCCAGAGUAAUGGCAGCUUACAUGAAACUCAUGAAGUAUAUAUCAGAGAAUCCAAGAAUUCAAGUUCAGGGGGUGAUGUCAUAUUAUCAGCAGGUGCAAUGGGUAGCCCUCAACUGCUGCUGCUAAGUGGCAUAGGACCAAAAGAACAACUGAAAAGAUUCAACAUUCCACUAGUACUUGACAUGAAAGGGGUUGGGCAAGGUAUGCAAGACAACCCUUGCAUAGCCAUCUUAGUGGAUUCCAAGCCACAGAAUAGGGUGCCUGAUCCACCUCAAAUUGCUGGCAUAACAGAUGAUUUCAAAAUCAUAGUUGAAGCAUCAAUACUUCCCUUAAGUAUCAAUGAAUCAAGGGUUAACAUUGCUGCAAAGGUAGCAAUGCCUUUUUCAAAAGGGGCACUAGAACUGAAUAACACAGACCCUAGGCUGAACCCUGCAGUGAAGUUCAACUAUCUAGCAAAUGAAAAUGAUAUGGAAGAAUGUGUCAAGAUGACCAAACUACUUUACCGAAUUGCAAGGUCCAAGUCCAUUGCAUUUUUCCUUGGCGAGUCAAGGGAAAACAAAUUGACAUCCAGUGAGGUUGAUCUGAGAAAAUUUUGCAAGAAAAAUGUAAGAACUAUCUAUCAUUAUCAUGGAGGGUGCAGGGUCGGUUCAGUUGUUGAUAAGCAUUAUAAGGUUUAUGGUGUAAAGGGAUUGAGGGUAUUGGAUGGCUCAACAUUCUCAGAGUCACCAGGCACAAACCCUAUGGCCACUCUUCUUAUGCUAGGAAGGUACCAAGGAAUCAAGAUUCUCAGAGAAAAGGAGCAAAACACAAGAUGAACUUCCUUAUUACCUGUGUGCAAAAUCAGUGUGUGAAAAAAUAACCUAGCACUGCUUAGAGAGUCACAAUUCUACUUCUACAAUGUAUAAUCAUUUCAUUCCUGUCAACAAAUUUGUCACCUUAACUAGGAACCAGAAAAGGAGAAUAGCUUCAUGAUUCUCUCCUCUUCCUCAUUGGAAUCAAUGACAUUUC
This is a messenger RNA of Lotus japonicus, 1861 nucleotides long. Its product is annotated as protein HOTHEAD-like. Lineage: Eukaryota; Viridiplantae; Streptophyta; Magnoliopsida; Fabales; Fabaceae. The record is from RefSeq and is a predicted model, not a curated record. The transcript is spliced from 3 exons. Gene Ontology annotation, molecular function: oxidoreductase activity, acting on CH-OH group of donors; flavin adenine dinucleotide binding. Bases 67 to 1668 code for a protein of 533 amino acids.